GCCCAGUGCAGGGCCAUAGAGGGGAGCGGAUGUGAGCCCAUGCUCUCUGCAGUGGAAACCACACGUCUGGCUAGAGACCCGUCAGAGCCCAGGAGAGACUGGUGCCCCAGCUCACCAUGCCAGCAGCCAAGAGCCAGGAUGUGAAGUUGUGGCAGAAAGUGUUUCAGGAAUUAAUUCACGAGGUGAAACCAUGGCACCAAUGGACCCUGACACUAGACAACAGCCUCAUUCCCAACACCCUGCAACCAGGGUGGGCACAAUACCAGCAGUGGGUCUUUGCCAGGUUCACGUGCUCCUGGUGCUCUCGCAGUUGGGCCUCUGCCCACGUUGAAGUCCUUUGCCACAUGCACUGGAAUAAGAGGGAAUCCACGGGCCAGGUGAAGAUGAGGGUCUUUGCCCAGAGAUGCCGGAAGUGCUCGGACCCUCCAUUUGAGGUUCCAGAAUUCACGGAGGAGAACGUCUCAAGGAUCCUGAAUAACCUGGUGUUCCGGAUUCUGAAGAAAUGCUAUGGAGAAGGAUUUCAGUCAAUGGAGGAGAUUCCUACAAUCAAGGAUAUCUCUCUUAAAGGGCCACAUGACACUAAGAAUUGUGAGGCGUGUCUCCAGGGCUUUUGUGCUCAGUGUGAGUUAGAUCUAGACGAACCAUCACCAACUUCCCCUUCACUUCCCACAAUAAGCACACCUACCUUUGGGGUUCCCAUCUAUAAACCUUCUUUCACAAGGAGUAGCACCUAUGCGGAGGCAGUGACAGGGGACACCGAGGUGAAGAAAGAAGAGGUAGUGCCCAACCCCUGGUUUCCUGAGCCCCCACGGGCUAAGAGUCCCAGAGCAAGCACCAACUACCAGGAAGAGAGUAUAGUCGAGGUCUCCGCCCCAAGGGAGGAUUUGCAUUCCCACAGCGCCCAGAAUCGCAGGCACUGCAAUUUCAGAAUUUGCUGCUGUUCAGUCAUUCUAAUCCUCAUCAUUGUCGUGGUGGUGGUGGCGGUGAUUGCUGCUAAAAUCACUAUAUGA
Molecule: messenger RNA, 1010 nt
Organism: Myotis davidii
Lineage: Eukaryota; Metazoa; Chordata; Mammalia; Chiroptera; Vespertilionidae
Gene: RTP3
Product: receptor (chemosensory) transporter protein 3
Exons: 2
Coding region: 117-1010 (297 amino acids)
Biological process (GO): protein insertion into membrane; detection of chemical stimulus involved in sensory perception of bitter taste; protein targeting to membrane
Cellular component (GO): cytoplasm
Molecular function (GO): olfactory receptor binding
Source: RefSeq, a predicted model, not a curated record